GGGCCACGCCCACCUUGGAAUAUGCGUAGUAUGGUAGUAGGCUGUUGCAGUGGAGAGUAAAGAUCAUAUUAAAAACCUGACUGGAUUUUGCUUGAGUUGAGAAAAUGGUCAAUGUGCUUAAAGGCAUCCUUGUUGAGUGUGACCCUGCCAUGAAACAGUUCCUUUUAUACUUGGAUGAGACAUCUGCACUGGGGAAGAAAUUCAUCAUUCAAGACUUGGAUGACACACAUGUCUUUAUUUUAGCAGAAGUAGUUCAUAUUUUACAAGAAAGAGUAGGAGAGUUAAUGGAUCAGAACUCAUUUCCUAUUACCCAGAAAUAAUGUUCCUGACAAAUGUAAAUGUAGUAGGCCUUUUAUAUGGCACAAGUGUGCUAAUUUUGAAAGACUGAUUGGUGCUCAUGUUUAGACAAUGGACAUUGGAUUUUCUGUUCUGUUUCUGCAUAUUUUAAACAUUAUAUAAAUAUUUAUGUUUGUUUAUUAUGUAAAGUGCAAGGCAUAACAAAUUCUGCACUGCUUGUGAAACUUAAUCAAUAAAAUUGUAAUAUGAAAAAUUUGCAUUUUUAAAAUGUACUUCAGAUUUAGACAAUGAAUAUAUCCUGUUGUAAGAAUCA
This is a messenger RNA of Erpetoichthys calabaricus (reedfish), 610 nucleotides long. It is a transcript of the gene gtf2h5, whose product is annotated as general transcription factor IIH, polypeptide 5. The record is from RefSeq and is a predicted model, not a curated record. Gene Ontology annotation, cellular component: transcription factor TFIIH core complex; transcription factor TFIIH holo complex. NCBI's taxonomy places the organism in Eukaryota, Metazoa, Chordata, Cladistia, Polypteriformes, Polypteridae. The transcript has 3 exons. Gene Ontology annotation, biological process: transcription by RNA polymerase II; nucleotide-excision repair; transcription initiation at RNA polymerase II promoter. The coding region runs from base 105 to 320 and encodes 71 amino acids.